AUGGGCAACUCCAAUGGCAAGCCCAUCGUCCUCACCGACGAGGUCAACCUCAACCACUUCCGCCUCCUGCGCGUCGUCGGCAAGGGCGCCUUUGGCAAGGUCCGCAUCGUCGAGCGGAAAGACACCGGCUUGACAUUUGCGCUGAAGUACAUACGAAAGGAAGAGAUUGUGCGCAGCGAGAGUGUGAGGAAUAUCAUCCGGGAGAGGAAGAUGCUGGAGCAUUUGAACCAUCCGUUUUUGUGCAAUUUGCGGUAUAGUUUUCAGGAUAUGGAGUAUCUUUAUCUGGUAGUCGAUCUCAUGAACGGCGGCGAUCUGCGCUUUCACAUCUCACGCAAGACCUUUACGGAAGAGGCGGUGCGGUUCUGGAUGGCCGAGCUGGCGUGCGCGCUGCGCUAUAUCCACAAGCAGAGGGUGGUGCACCGAGACGUGAAGCCGGAUAAUGUGCUGUUGGACGCGGAAGGACAUGUCCACUUGGCGGACUUCAACGUGGCGUCAGAUUUCUCCCUGACCAGACCCUUGACGAGCAAAUCCGGGACAUUGGCAUAUCUGGCCCCGGAAGUGUAUACGGGGAGAGGGUAUCAGUCGGAGGUGGAUUGGUGGUCGAUGGGUGUCACGUUCUACGAGUGCAUCUACAACAAGCGGCCGUUUGAGUCGAAUACGCAGGAUGGCCUGGCGCAGGCGAUUGUGAAGGCGGAUCCGGCGUUUCCGGUCACUUCACCGCCGGUGUCGAUGCCUUGUCUGCAUGCGAUCAGUUCGCUGUUGGAGAAGAACAAGACGCUGCGGAUAGGAGCGGCGAGCUGGGAGAGUUUUACGGAUAAUCCGUUCUUUCGGGAGAUUGAUUUCGAGGCGCUGGAGCGGAAAGAGGUGGAGCCUGUGUUUUGCCCGUCGAGCGAGAAGACGAACUUUGAUGCCACGUAUGAUCUGGAGGAGCUGCUACUGGAAGAGGCGCCAUUGGAGGCGAGAGCGAGAAAGCAGAAGCCAAGAGCGGAGCUGCGCGAGGACGCGACGCAGCAGGAGAUCCGGACGGAGGAGCUGCACAAGAUGAUCGAGCAGUACUUUGAGCCGUUCAACUACACCAUAUUACCGGAACAACGAAGUCCGGUCGUCCAAGGAGACUCGCCAUCCGCCGCCACAGUUCCAUCACCGACACGGCAAAAAGGCGAAAAGGGGCCGGAACCCGUCCUACCACACCGACCACGACCAGAACAAGCACGCUCAAUACCCACACCACGCUCCCAAACCCCCGCCAACGUCUCACGAACCCGCUCCUCCACCCACUCACCCGACGGCUCACCACCUUUGCCCAUCAACGCCCUUACCGAGAACAUGCCCACUUCUCAGCCCCAGCAGCAACAACAACCACAAGAAUACUUUCCCCCACCCACCUCGCAACCCGCCCCCGCCAUCCCCGAGAAAUCCUCCUCCCGCCGCUCCACCUCCCGCCCGCGCCAACCCUCGCAAUCCGCCCGCAACCGCAAAAUCCGCUACGACGAAACCGCGUCCCUCCCCUCCACGAACUCCCAAACCCGCGCGCACCGGCCUCGCGGCGCAGCCCGCAGCACGUCGAUGGGCGGCGGGGUGCAAGUCGUGCUCAACGAGCAAGGCAGCUGGAGCGAGAUGGCGAAUCAGAGCCAAGGGAUGGUUACGCCGACGAAAGAGGAGGCUGGCGCCAGGAGGGAGGAGAAGGGGACGGGGAUGUUGGGUUUCCUGUCGCGGAAGAGGGGUAGGGAGCGCAGUCCGAAGGGGAAGGAGAAGGAGAGGGGGGUGCUGGGGAAGGAGGGCGCGAGGGUGGUGAUUAGUUCGGGCUAG
This is a messenger RNA of Saxophila tyrrhenica, 1809 nucleotides long. Its product is annotated as Serine/threonine kinase. Gene Ontology annotation, biological process: protein phosphorylation. NCBI's taxonomy places the organism in Eukaryota, Fungi, Ascomycota, Dothideomycetes, Mycosphaerellales, Extremaceae. Bases 1 to 1809 code for a protein of 602 amino acids. The transcript has 2 exons. Gene Ontology annotation, molecular function: ATP binding; protein kinase activity. The record is from RefSeq and is a predicted model, not a curated record.